AUGCCUCCACCAAAGGCAGCAAAGGGCGAAUACAUUGAGACCGACACAGGAAACAAGAUCUCCCGAAGGUCCCAAAUUCAUGGCACGCAACACAUCAUCCUGGGUGGCAAAACGGUAAUUCAAGCCGAAGCCGUAAUCCGCGGUGACCUAUUCCGCACCGCAACAGUGCCCACUCCCACCGACCCUUCCGCAGCAGCAUCGAACCCCAGCACGCCCAGCGUGGCAAUCACAGUCGGACGAUACAGUUACAUCUCGAAGAGCGCGAUCUUACGUCCGCCAAGUCGGUUGCACCGUGGCGUGCACUCGUUCUACCCGCUCAAGAUCGGUGAUCAUGUUUUUGUCGGCGAGGGCGCUGUUGUUGAGGCAGCGUCGCUGGGAAAUCAUGUUCAUGUUGGGAAGGGAGCUGCUGUAGGCAGUAUGGCUAUUAUCAAGGACUAUGCUUAUGUGCUUGAUGGUGCGGUUGUCCCGCCUGGUAUGGUUGUGCCAAGUUGGUGUAUUGUUGGUGGGAGGCCGGCGAGGAUUGUUGGUGAGGUUGGGGAAGGUUAUGGUGUUGAGGGAGCGGAGGGGGGUAUGGCUAGAGAACGGUAUCGGGUUGUUGGACGGCCUUAA
Messenger RNA from Penicillium griseofulvum, 609 nucleotides. Its product is annotated as dynactin subunit 5. Lineage: Eukaryota; Fungi; Ascomycota; Eurotiomycetes; Eurotiales; Aspergillaceae. The transcript has 2 exons. The coding region runs from base 1 to 609 and encodes 202 amino acids. The record is from RefSeq and is a predicted model, not a curated record.